Molecule: messenger RNA, 704 nt
Organism: Pyrgilauda ruficollis (rufous-necked snowfinch)
Lineage: Eukaryota; Metazoa; Chordata; Aves; Passeriformes; Passeridae
Exons: 3
Source: RefSeq, a predicted model, not a curated record
AUGGACUGGGCUCAUUCCGAGCCCACCGGGACCAGGAAGUUCCGGUAUCUCCGACGCGAACCCAGCGCGACGGCGGCUCGCUCCGAUGACGUUACGCGGCGGAGCGGGCUGGGGCUGGCGGCUCUGGGCGCUUUGGGUCGGCGGCUGCUCUGGGCGCUGCCCGCUUACGCCGCGGGGCUGCUGGGGCUGGGCGCGGGCGCCGUCGUGCUCGCCCUGGCGCUCUACGCGAGCGGAGCGGCGGCGGCGAUGGAGCGGCGGAGCGGGCUGGGGCUGGCGGCUCUGGGCGCUUUGGGUCGGCGGCUGCUCUGGGCGCUGCCCGCUUACGCCGCGGGGCUGCUGGGGCUGGGCGCGGGCGCCGUCGUGCUCGCCCUGGCGCUCUACGCGGGCUGGCGGCGGCGGCGGCGCGCCCGGGAGCGCGGGAUGCGCGCGGCCGAGCGGCUGCACCGCGAAGAAGAAGCGGCCGUGCGCGCCGCCGCCGCCGGGCUGGGCGCGGCCCGCGGGGAGCUGCCGGCCUGGGUCAGCUUCCCGGAUGUGGAGCGGGCGGAAUGGCUCAACAAGGUGAGGGGGCGUCCGUGUGUCCGGCCCGCGUCGCCGCGGGCCACCGGCGUCCCUCCCUCCGUCUCUCUCCCUCCUCCAUCCCUCCGUCCCUCCCUCCGGCAUCCUUCCAUCCCUCCCGCCCUCUCCCUCCGGCAUCCCUCCCUCCG